Molecule: messenger RNA, 1327 nt
Organism: Prionailurus viverrinus (fishing cat)
Lineage: Eukaryota; Metazoa; Chordata; Mammalia; Carnivora; Felidae
Gene: CIB2
Product: calcium and integrin binding family member 2
Exons: 8
Coding region: 142-948 (268 amino acids)
Molecular function (GO): calcium ion binding
Source: RefSeq, a predicted model, not a curated record
GGGCCGCCCCCUGACGGGGUGGGCGCACCGCACCGCGGGGCGGGGUCGCCCGGCCUCUCCCCGCCCGGCUCCGGUCGCACUCCCGCCUCCGGGUGGCCGCGGGCUCGGGCUCGGCGCCCGGACGACGGCGCGGCGACCGCCAUGGGCAACAAGCAGACCAUCUUCACGGAGGAGCAGCUGGACAACUACCAGGACUGCACCUUCUUCAAUAAGAAGGACAUCCUCAAGGCCCCCGCCUCUGGAGACGCCACACCCCGGCUGCUCGUCCUCCGAGGCCCCUGCCCGUUCCUGCUCUGGCGGCGAAAGCUUGUCUCCGCCGCCCGGCGGCCCCUUCUUCACCUCUGGUUGCACGCACGGUUCUACGAGCUGGCCCCCAACCUCGUCCCCAUGGACUAUAGGAAGAGCCCCAUCGUCCACGUGCCCAUGAGCCUCAUCAUCCAGAUGCCAGAGCUCCGGAUUCCUCUGUCUCCCUGUCUGGCAUUAGCCUCUCUAGCACGGCUAUCCACACGAUCACUUCUCAGACUUGAACGUGCACAGGGCUGCCUGCAGAUCUUGUCAGGGCCAGCAGGUCUGGGUCAGGAGGAGAACCCCUUCAAGGAAAGGAUCGUAGAGGCUUUUUCAGAGGAUGGCGAGGGCAACCUCACCUUCAACGACUUUGUGGACAUGUUCUCCGUGCUCUGUGAGUCGGCGCCCCGCGAGCUCAAGGCAAACUAUGCCUUCAAGAUCUACGACUUCAACACAGACAACUUCAUCUGCAAGGAGGACCUAACGCGGACUCUGGCCCGGCUCACCAAGUCUGAGCUGGACGAGGACGAGGUGGUGCUCGUGUGCGACAAGGUCAUCGAGGAGGCCGACCUGGACGGGGACGGCAAGCUGGGCUUCGCCGACUUUGAGGACAUGAUCGCCAAGGCCCCCGACUUCCUCAGCACCUUCCACAUCCGGAUCUGAGGACACUGCUGAGGGUGCGGGGCCCAGAAGCUGACCCUCUGGCUCUGCUGUCUACACGAGUGACCUCCAAGCUGCCCGGAAAAGACGCUGUGGCCUCUGGGGUCAUACCAACAUUUCCUUGGCCCUUUCAGCAAAAAAAUCCUUAACCAGGGAAGGGGGGUGUGAGGGCAGGGCCCUUCCCAGACUCCAGACCCCACCACAGGCCCUCCUCCGUCCCCCCCGAGCUCCCCAGACCCUCAUCCUCUCCCCGCCGGAAAUGGCUGCACCGAGGGGGGAAGGCACAGGCCUCGCGGGGCAGGGGAUACGGACGCGUCCCGGUGCUGGGCAGGCGUCCUGGUCGCCCAGGGCAAAGUGAAAAAUGAAAGAGACCAAGGUUUUA